ACGGUGAAAUGUAACCAGCAGGUGUUCGUUCGUACUGUAACACCAUGUGGUGAAGUCGGUACUCUACAGUUUGACAAAUAUGAAACAAAACAAGUGUUUCGUCCAAAACAACAUGGAUGUGGCAAUGGAAUCUGGACCAUUCAUGUCUUCCAAGUCGUUGACCACAGGUUUGAAAUAAAUAGAAUAGUUUUUUAUUGUAAUCCUUUUUUUGUGUCCGAUGACUCAGAUAAAAUAAAUAGUUUACUUAGCUCUUUCAGUUCAUGA
Molecule: messenger RNA, 264 nt
Organism: Angiostrongylus costaricensis
Lineage: Eukaryota; Metazoa; Nematoda; Chromadorea; Rhabditida; Metastrongylidae
Source: the annotation of a GenBank genome assembly